This is a messenger RNA of Schistocerca gregaria, 5952 nucleotides long. RefSeq lists its product as uncharacterized. Gene Ontology annotation, molecular function: protein binding; ATP binding; eukaryotic translation initiation factor 2alpha kinase activity. Bases 125 to 5065 code for a protein of 1646 amino acids. Gene Ontology annotation, biological process: protein phosphorylation. NCBI's taxonomy places the organism in Eukaryota, Metazoa, Arthropoda, Insecta, Orthoptera, Acrididae. The record is from RefSeq and is a predicted model, not a curated record. The transcript is spliced from 2 exons. Gene Ontology annotation, cellular component: cytosol.
AGUACUGGUUGUAGAAAGAUGGUAACGAGUUAUUACACUUGCACUUGGUGCAUACUCUAGUCUAUUUUACUUUAUUUCUGCAUAUCUGGUUAGUGUGGCAGCUAAUUGAGAGAUGUGAAGCGUGAUGGAUCAGUCAAAUAGUGACUUUCAAUGUUUGGUUGAGACAAAAAAUGCGGAGGUUGAGGCCUUAAGAACAAUAUUUGCGGAUUCGUUUAAGUUGAAGUCAAGAAAGAAGAAUCGUACUAGUUUUCAAUUGGAGUUGGUACCUCACCCUGGGUAUCCAGAGAAAAACCAUGCGGCAGUGUUGAUGCAGGUAGAGUUAGGGUCGAAUUAUCCGGCGACGCGUCCGCGAAUACAAGUGAAGAAGUUGAGGGGGUUGUCGAAGAGCGAGAUGUCUGAGCUGUCGGACCUAGUUAGGGAGAAGCUGAAUGAUUUGAUAGGCGAGUCUAGAGAAGUGAUAUACGAGUUGGCGCAGAAUAUUGAGGAGUGGUUGCAGAAGCACAAUGGGCCGAUGCAGUCAUCUUAUGAUCAGAUGAUGUUGAGGAGGAAAGAGAAGUUGUUUGUCGAGGAGGGAUUGCCGAAUGCAGGAGAAGGGGAGACGGAGGAGAGGAUGUUAGAGAUGGAUAGUGGGGAGGACAAGUUAGACGACCGUUUUUUGUUUUUUUCAGACGACGAGAUGGAAGCGGGAUACAGGAGUGGAGUGGAGGUGAGGAGUGCGAGAGGUGAGGAAAUGGAGUCAAGUGGAGAUGGCCAGGCGGAUUUUAUGGGGGAGAGUACGGAGACGAAUGAAGAAGGUGCUAAUGAGUUAGGCGUUGAUUUUUGGAAAUGGCACAAUUUAAGAGAGCUGUACCGAGGAGGGGCAAAAUGUGUGUUUAAAACGGCUAUGCUUAAUAUGAACACACGUCGGUUGGUGACGAUGAAGACCUACACAUUACCUGACGUAUCUAGUCCAGAAUUGUUGAGGCGCAGACAGGAUGUUUUUGACCGUUUGGUUGAGAGAGUGAAUGGCAUGAGCAAGCAGUUGAACCACGAGGCAUUGGUGCACUAUGUGGGAGCGCAGUACCAGCCGUCGGAGAGGUCGUUUUGCGUGGUGAGGGAGUAUGUACCGGGGGCUGUUUUGGCAGUGUUGAAUCAGAAGGGGAAGUUUGAGGAGUAUUUGGUGAAGAAAUACGUGAAGCGAAUGAUAUCGGCGUUAGAUUACCUGCAUGGAGAAGGAGUUUAUGGAGUUGGCUUGAAAGUGUCUAAUUUGUUUGUGAGCGACGUUGGAGAGUUGAAGGUGGCUGACUAUUUGGGGAAUUUGAUUUUUGAGAAGUUGAAUCAGGGGUUAGAGCCUGAGUUGGAGGGUGGUUGGAUGAUGGGAGGAGGAGGCGAUCAGAGGCGUGCGGAGGAGGCGAGAAGGGACUUGGUGGAGUUAGGAUUGACUAUUUUAGAGAUGAUAAAUGGGCGUCGAAUAGAUGAGGAGAGAGAAGCUAAAGAGGGUAAGUUAGAACAGAUUUGGAAGGGGCUUGACAUGGAGUUGUCGUUGAAUGCCCGUGAUUUUCUAUCUAGGUGUUUGAACAAUGAGCCUGUUGAAAUGAAGAAGUUACUGGUGCAUCCAUUUUUGAAAGACGAGGACAUGAUAGACGAGUCGGAGGUUUUUGUGCCGUUGUCACCGACGUUUGGUACUAUGGGAAUGUAUUACUCUUCUGAUGAUUGGCUAGACUCGGCGGAGGGGGCGAUCGAUUACGGAAAGAGGCGCGGUUUGGAGUUGGAUUCUCUGAGCGCAUUGGCUUCGCUUCGAGAGCAAGGUGUGGCUUCUGACUCGGCGCGAGAGGAUUUUCGGCUCACGUUUCCCAUGUCGCUUGCGAAGGCACCAGAAGGGCAUUCUAAGUACCGCACAGAGUUCGAGGAACUUCACAUUCUUGGAAUAGGCGGAUUCGGACAGGUAGUAAAGGCUAAGAACAGGUUGGAUGGAAGGUUGUACGCCAUCAAAAAAAUUUUGUUUGGACGGACAGACUCUUAUUUUGUCGAGAAACUGUUGCGAGAGGUGACUACGUUGUCUCGUUUGAACCACCCGAAUGUAGUUAGGUACUAUCACGCGUGGAUAGACAAGGCGGACGAGGUGGAUAUGGCGUCGUUGGGCCCGAUCAUGGAGGAGGAGGAGGAGUCUAAGUCGGUGGAGAAAAAUGUGGCGGUAUUAGGAUGUGAUAGAGAGAGGUCGGAGGGAGAGUACGUUUUGGUGUCCGGCGACACAGCGGAGGCGAUGACGCAUAUGGACGAGGAUAUAUUUGGUUUGCAGUCGUCGAGAGAUGUGUAUGCGUCCCCAAGUCGGGUGAGGGAGAAGAAGAGGUUGAUUCCUCGUCAAAGUUGCCGAAUAUUAUACAUUCAGAUGGAGUACUGUACGGAAAAGACGUUGAGGGAUUUGAUUGACAUGCCUCAGAGUGGAGAGAAGGGAGUGGUAGAGAUGUCCGAAGACCAGAGAUGGAAGUUGUUUCGACAGAUUGUGGAGGGGCUGAAUCACAUUCACAGUCAGGGGAUUAUUCAUCGUGAUUUGAAGCCGUCGAAUGUGUUUAUAGAUUCCAGUGGGGAUGUGAAGAUUGGCGAUUUUGGCUUGGCGGUAACAUAUGGGCAGAGGACGGGGACGGACGUGGCGCACUGGUCGUCUUUGAAUAGUCGAGAGAAGAGGAAGGCGCAAUGGGGUGAGUUGACGACGGGGGUGGGUACGCCUUUGUAUUUAGCGCCCGAACAAGAUUGUGUUGGAGUACAGUACAAUGAGAAGGUGGACAUUUAUAGUUUGGGGAUUAUUUUUUUUGAACUGUUUACAUCUUUUUCGACGGCUAUGGAGCGGACUUUGGUACUGAAGCAGCUUCGCCAGAAGGAGAUCAAGUUGCCCGAAUCUUGGCCUGAGAAUCAUCCAGAGAAGACCAAAAUAGUUAGGUGGUUGUUGGCGCAUGACUCGGCUGAUCGUCCUACGACGGCAGAGCUUCUCCAGAGCGAUUUGUUGCCGUUGAAGUUGGAGCAGAAAAUGCUGAAAAAGGCCCUAAAAACCAUUACUGAACCCAACACGGUCAUGCAUUCGCUGCUAAUUCGGAGGCUAUUCAUGGAGCCAUCCCAUGCUGUGAAGGAUCUGAACUACGACGUGACGGCGAACAUCGUUCCAUCGUCUAUUGAUUCUCGCGUUCGAGAAUUGGUUUUGAAAAGAAUUUAUUGGGUUUUUGAUAAUCACUCCGCAGAUUUUGUGGAGCCGCCGACGUUUUAUCUGCGCACGUUGGUGACCAAGCAGAGGCAUGCUGUGCACGUUUUAGACACGAAGGGUCGCAUUUUCACGAUUCCAUUUGACUUGACGUUGCCGUUUGCGAGAUAUGUAGUGUACAAGGGCAUUUGGAGGAUGCGUCGAUACGUGGUGGGCAAGGUAUACAGGGAGUCCUUGGUGGGUCCGCCUAGGGAGUUAUACGAGUGCGACUAUGACAUGGUUGGUCCAUACUCGCACAGGUGGGCGUUGGUGGCAGAGGUGAUGAGCGUUGUUGUGGAGGUUUUAAACGAAUUCGUGUCUGAAUUGGGUCCGUUUUUGAUUCGCCUUAACGACUACAGGAUUUUGAAUGCCAUCUUGUCUAUCUUGACGGAUAACCCGCACACUCAGCGCAAGAUCAGGCGGGUCUUGGCGCCGUUCUGGCGCAAGAGACAGCCCCAGAAGGUCGUCGAGCAGCUUUUGAGCGUGCAGGGAUUGACAGCGAAAUCAAUUGAGAAGUCCAAGCUGGAGCGACUUCUCGAGAUUGUCAGGGAUUCCGAUACCGACAUAGCUGAGUCCAUUAAGAAGGUGGAGCAGCUUUAUGCGGAUUGCAAGCCGAUUUUGCAAUAUCUCCACGAAUUGAGACAGUUUUUGUGCUAUUCAACUUUGUUUCAUGUGACGUCUUAUCUACGCUUCGAUAUCACUUUCAUUUACAACUACGAGUACUACUCCGAUAUCGUGUUUCAGGCAAGUUUGGUCGAACCCGACGUUUUGGCCGCCGGUGGCUGUUACGAAGAACUUCUCCUCUACUUUGAACGCGAAUACGAAAACAUUGACCCGAAUAGUUGUAUACAAACCUCUGACUCCAUUCAUCGGCCUGGGUUCUCUUCAAAGAAAACCAUUACUAGAACCGGCGCAGGUGUCAACAUCGCUCUUGAUAGGCUCAUCACGCUUGCUGGAAACUUUUAUAAGCGCCACCCUUCUCUCAUAAACGAGUCCUGUCUCACUUCGUCUUCCUUGGAUGCGCAUAUCUAUUCUACCGUACAAAUUCCGGAUGGCAUUGUUUCUUACUCUUCUCUUCUCCGAGCGGCACUGCAAGACAGAAUUCAGCUCCACCUCAUCCUUAAGUCCUUUUCUAUCUCCACCGAGUACCUUUGCGACGAAAACUGGUCCCUUUCUCAACUAGUCAAGCACUGCAAUCGGCAUCACGUCUGUUGGAUCAUCAUCAUCAACGACCCCCCUGGGUCGAAGCCGAUCACCGAGCGCACGUAUGUUGUUCUGAAAAAUCUGGAAAAGCAAACCGAGACCACUCUGACCGUCCGAGAAGCUUCGAACCACAUUCUGAAGGAAAAGCAAUUUCACCAAAAUUCCACAGACUUGAAUGACCAGCUUCCCGAUUCGCCUCAAUCUAAGCCAGAUUCAGACACAAAAUCUCCGUCUUCUAUCGAGCAACCUCACCAUGCCGUCCUGGACUCCGUCGAAGUCGAAAUCCUAGGAGAACUUGGCAUGACUUUAGGUUCUAAAGGCAAGCGCAUCCUCAUCAAAAAGUGCCAAGCCUGUCUCUCCCAGUUCCUGCCGUAUCUGUCUCACCAAAGUGUCAUACGAAUUGGCUCUAUAGACCUUCCCAUCUCCACAGUGCGAGACGUGUGUACCACAAUAGAAUCUAUUGGCGGCGACUUUCACACACUCCUAACAAAAUACCCCAAAUUCCGUAGCCGCAUCACCGUGCUCAAAGAAUUUUGCUUCAAGGCUCGACGCGAAUUGCCCUACGCAUUCUUAUACAGCUCCCUUGAUGAUGAACUUGUAUGGACGUUCUUUCGGCGACACCAGAGAAACCCUUUGACUAUCAAACAAUAAAAAAAAAAAUUUCAAAAGUGCCAAAGGCCAAAGCUUCUUCUCGGCAUUAAUAGCUGUCAUGUCCAUUCUCUACUCGAUUCAAUUUCGCCGUGCUGUUUCUCUCUCUCUGAUCGCGCUGGCAGUUGCCAAGUCUGCCUUCGAGUGCUUCCUCACGUCUGCGCAGGUGGCCUCUUUGGUCCCUCUGGAUGACCCUUUUUCUGUUUUCGUGGUACAAAAUGUCAUGAGAGAGAUGCGGCUCGACUCAGACGAAAUCCCCCACAUCAAGCUGUACAUCGGCGAGCAGAACAGAUGCAUAGGCAGUCGUUUCAGGUACUUUUCGAGCCGUUAGACACCACCCUUCCCUGAGCAUCUGUCUCAUAUUUCGCUGCAGUUAUCCUUGCGCCGCCAUAGAGCUAGAACCUUGGGUGAUUCAAGGUCUGCUCAGCACCUCUUUCAGCCGCUUGGAUCUGAAUGCCAAGGCGUUAAGACUCAAGGCCUUUCGAUCCAAUCCCUUCCUCCCCUUGGAACUCGGUCUUAUGUACCACCCAUUAUCGCUGGAGUGCCGAGGUAUCGUCGGUCACGAAAUCGCCCACUACAAAUUGAAUCACAGCUUGAAGGCUGCGCUUCUUCCCAGCUGGCUUUUGUUGUCUUCUCUGAUUUAUAUCUAUUCUCCCAAAGUUUCCGUUCUUCCUCUCUUUGCCUACUUGUACUCCCUUCACGCGUUUCACCAGAGGAGCGAGCUAGAGGCCGACACGUACGCCGCUAAGGCGCUCGGACCGGAGGUGACGAACGCUCUCAUAUCCAGGCACCGCGCGAAAAUAGCCCUCAAGGAAGCUCGUUCUGGAGCGUUCAUCCGCUGGAUGAAGGAAGACCUUCCAGUGUGGUUGUUCCACGUAUCGCCUGAAAAA